AUGGCUCGCUUCAGUGCUCUUCAGGAUUCCGACGAUAUCAAGCCUGACUUGUCCGACGAGUCGAUGACGCCCGUCAAGUCUUCGAAAGGCAAGCGCAAGCGUUCCCCAUCGGCAGUUGACUCGGAUGAUGACGUCUCGACUGCCUCCCCGCAGCCCAAGGAGAAGAAACCCCGCAUUAAGAAAGAGUCGAAGGCACCUGGCAAGCCCUCUGCCUGGUCCAAGGCCCAGGUUCGCCAGCUUUGGGAUGCGCUCGACAUGAAGCCUGGGAAGAUCAACUGGGACCAUGUUGCGGCACAGGUCGAUGGACGCGGCAAAAUCGCAUGUCGUGACAAGUGGCUCAAGAUGAUCCGCCCUCGCCUCGAAGAGUUCAUCGACAGCAUGGGCGAAUAG
Molecule: messenger RNA, 390 nt
Organism: Trichosporon asahii var. asahii CBS 2479
Lineage: Eukaryota; Fungi; Basidiomycota; Tremellomycetes; Trichosporonales; Trichosporonaceae
Exons: 4
Coding region: 1-390 (129 amino acids)
Source: RefSeq, a predicted model, not a curated record